GCAUACACUAACAGAUUGAAAGGCCGUGUUGCCCGAGGCUUCAGGGAGGAGUACGCGUAUAUAAACCCUCUCCACUUCUUUGCUCAGUGACUGCACCUCUGUCUUCUUUAGUCCCGUAGACCUAGAAACCUCUCACCAUGACUCAACAACCAAUCAGCCUCCCUGCAAAGUUAAUCAAUGGCGGAGUUGCUGGACUGGUGGGCGUUACCUGUGUGUUUCCCAUUGAUCUGGCCAAGACAAGGCUCCAAAACCAAAGAGCAAACCAACGGGUCUACAAAAAUAUGAUGGACUGUUUGAUAAAGACUGUUCGUUCUGAGGGAUACUUUGGAAUGUACAGAGGUGCAGCAGUCAACCUGACACUGGUGACCCCUGAGAAAGCCAUCAAACUGGCCGCCAAUGACUUCUUCCGUCAGCAGCUAAGCAGGGGACAACUCAAGUUGACCGUGUUUCAGGAGAUGAUGGCUGGAUGUGGGGCAGGGAUGUGUCAGGUUAUCAUCACAACCCCUAUGGAAAUGCUCAAAAUUCAGCUUCAGGAUGCAGGUCGACUUGUGGCCCAGCAGAGGCAGCUGGCUAUGCUUCACACCGUGAAGUUGGGAGCGGCUGGUCCAGUAUUAAACUGCUCGUACACCGUGGGUCCUGUGUCUUCGAUCAGGAAAGUGUCUGCAGUUCAGAUUACCCAAGAGCUGCUUCGCACGAAGGGCAUUCAGGGACUUUACAAAGGUCUGGGAGCAACCCUCAUGAGGGACAUCCCUUUCUCUAUGGUUUACUUUCCACUGUUUGCCCAUGUUAACCAGCUGGGCAAAACAUCGGAGGAUGAAAAUGCGCCUUUUUAUUGGUCUUUUAUUUCCGGCUGCAUAGCUGGAUGCACAGCAGCUGUGGCAGUCAACCCUUGUGAUGUGGUGAAAACAAGACUGCAGUCACUCAAUAAAAGCGCAAAUGAAGACUCUUACAAUGGUGUGACAGACUGUAUCAGAAAGAUAAUGCGGAAGGAGGGGCCAACAGCGUUCCUGAAGGGGGCUGGCUGUAGGGCGCUGAUCAUCGCUCCGCUCUUCGGAAUUGCUCAAGUGGUUUACUUCAUUGGUGUUGGAGAGUUUCUCUUAGGACAAACCCCAUUCAACCUUUACUCUGUUUAAACAUGUUUACGCUCUUAAACCACUUGAAUUAAACUUUAAAGACCAAGGCA
Misgurnus anguillicaudatus (oriental weatherfish) is the source of this 1183-nucleotide messenger RNA. It is a transcript of the gene slc25a55b, whose product is annotated as solute carrier family 25 member 55b. NCBI's taxonomy places the organism in Eukaryota, Metazoa, Chordata, Actinopteri, Cypriniformes, Cobitidae. Gene Ontology annotation, biological process: L-glutamate transmembrane transport; aspartate transmembrane transport; malate-aspartate shuttle. Gene Ontology annotation, molecular function: L-glutamate transmembrane transporter activity; L-aspartate transmembrane transporter activity. The record is from RefSeq and is a predicted model, not a curated record.